Molecule: messenger RNA, 1761 nt
Organism: Periconia digitata
Lineage: Eukaryota; Fungi; Ascomycota; Dothideomycetes; Pleosporales; Periconiaceae
Source: the annotation of a GenBank genome assembly
ACUUCGCCGUGCACCUGGUGGCCAAUUUCACCAACCAUCAACUGCUUGUCCACCCGAACUUCCUACAUGCCCACAUCUACCGCUUCAUUUUCGCUUCCCUGUACUCGCUGUUUAUCAGCGAAACGUCUGAAGACAAGCUCGAUUCAACUUCACCGCGUUGUUCCUGUUCGUCGAUAUGCGAACUCUUCAGCUCAACGAACGGACGAGGAUAAGGAGGAAGCCUUGAAGGAUAGUGGAGAGGAUCAGAAAGAUGAAGGAGCCAUGUCACGCCGUCUCCGCGACAUGAGCGAAGCAGCUCUCGAAACUGGCGGUCGCAGCGCACAGAGUACAGUCUCUUCAGCUGGCUUCAGCGAAGAACUCAAAAAACAGCUUGAAGAACGCAUAGCCUCCGCAAACUUUCGCGCCGAGAAUCGAAAUGCUUUCGUAGAAGCCGAGUUGCCAUCGACCGCAAGCCGACACACCCGCGAUCUUGCCACUGCGACACCUUGGUCCGGUACAGAGUCUAUACACGAUGCGAGUCUUCGGAUGCUGAACGACUCACACAAGCCUAUGAAAGUGCGCACACCAGGGCCAUCAGCCCAGCUCCCCCGCUCAAUUGACACGGGACGGAGUAAAAGAGCUACGGGCGUUCGCCUGGCUGAUGCCAGAGACAGGAGCGGGCUAUAUAGCAGUCUCAAAGAUUCAGAAAUCGAUGAACAAGAGAAGCAAAAGAGAUUUCAACAACUCAAAGAUCGCUUCCAACCACACGGCCGUUCCGUCACUCCCGCUACAGUGCAAGGUCUUGCCUCUUUGGCCAACGAACGCAUCGAAGACGCCAUUGCACGAGGGCAAUUUAAGAAUUUGCCAAAUCGCGGCAAAGUCGUCGAGCGUGACUACAACGCCUCAAAUCCGUUUCUUGACACAACCGAGUACUUCAUGAACAAGAUAAUACAGAAGCAGGAUAUUGUGCCGCCCUGGAUUGAGAAACAACAGGAGCUUGUGGCAACUGCAAGCAAAUUCAGAAGUAGGCUGCGGGCAGAUUGGAAACGACACGCAGCAAGGGUGAUUGCAAGCAAAGGGGGGACGCUUCAGGAGCAAAUGAAAAAAGCCGAGGCAUACGCAAAAGCAGAAUUGAUUGUUAAUCCUCAAAAGAAGAAGAAAGAGAUCCUUAAUGCCGUUGAUGAUGACGGGCGCGUAUCCCAAAUUUCCCUAUCAGGCGAGCUCAAGAUAUCAUCUCCUGAAUCAUCAGAUACGACCAUCGCAGAAGAAAUCGUUGCGGAACGCACUUCACUCCGCAGCGAUACUCACACCGAUGAGUUUUCAACUGAUUCAAGCAACACCCCAGCUCAGAUUAUACAAGUUCCUCUCAACGACGGCUCUGCAUCCACACCACCAGCCGCUUACCCCUUCCGCGAUCCGGAUUGGGAAAAAUUGGAGUCCGCCUAUCAUGAGCUCGCGAUCAAUGAUCUGAAUACAAAAACCCGAUCUUACAACCUGCAAGCCCCAGAUCUAGCCAAGAAACCCUAUUUUUCACUCACACGCGAGCUUAACGCGUGCUAUUCCGACGUUGCGCCCCAACUUGCAGAAGCUAUCAAGGACCGAGCGACGAAGCCGAUUCGGAAGGUCGAGGGUUUCGGUCAAAGUCUUGCAGGCGGCAACGGCGGGGUAAUGGACCGGCUUGUAGGCGAGAAAGUCAGGGUACGGGACGAGAGAGUUGGCCGGCAGUACGGAUUCAAACAGUUUUGGCAGGAUGUCUGGGGCGCGGGGAAGAAUACGGCGUAA